Messenger RNA from Xenopus tropicalis (tropical clawed frog), 1798 nucleotides. It is a transcript of the gene fkbp1b, whose product is annotated as FKBP prolyl isomerase 1B. NCBI's taxonomy places the organism in Eukaryota, Metazoa, Chordata, Amphibia, Anura, Pipidae. The transcript has 4 exons. The record is from RefSeq and is marked provisional. Gene Ontology annotation, cellular component: cytoplasm. The coding region runs from base 49 to 375 and encodes 108 amino acids. Gene Ontology annotation, molecular function: peptidyl-prolyl cis-trans isomerase activity; isomerase activity.
GCGGCGAGCAGAGAAGCAGGAAGCGGAGAAUAGCGAAGACAGGCAGCCAUGGGAGUGGACCUGGAAACUAUCUCACCCGGAGACGGUAGGACAUUUCCAAAGAAGGGCCAAACAUGUGUAGUCCAUUACACAGGGAUGUUACAGAACGGGAGGAAGUUUGACUCAUCCAGAGACCGAAACAAGCCUUUCAAGUUCAAGAUUGGGCGUCAGGAAGUGAUCAAAGGCUGGGAGGAAGGAGUUGCACAGAUGAGUUUGGGCCAGAGAGCAAAGCUGACCUGCUCCCCUGAUGUUGCCUACGGAGCCACAGGGCACCCCGGAGUCAUCCCUCCCAAUGCCACUCUGAUCUUCGAUGUUGAGUUAAUACGGAUAGAGUAGACUACGUCUGGAGAAGGGCCGGCCAACGAUCUCCAAACACUACCGCCAUCCACUUCCUUAAGAGACCUCCUUACUGCUGAAGAAAACCUUUCCCACCUAGACUCCAACAGCAAGAGGGGGAACAAGUCUUCAUAUUUAACCCUAGUGCUGCCAGAGCAGAUAGCUAAGGGGAACAUGACUGGCAACAAGGGGUUCUAGGAAAUGUAACAGGGCUACCUUUAGGUGAAGAGCAGGAGACCUGCGGUGCUCAGGUCUUUGUAUUCCAACUAAAUAUAUUAAUGUAGUUCCCAUACUAUUCAUCACCAGUAAAGGGACAACUGACAUUGUGGUUUUAUCCUAUUCAUUUUGUUAUUACUUAAUUGUAGUGGUGAAGUGAAAGCAGAGACCGCAGGUGGCCUGCCACCUUGAAGUAGCCCAACCGUCUGCAGCUAAAAGUGGCAGUCCUUCAUUAUGGGUGUGAAUCCAAUUGGCCAUCCCAAGAGCAGAGUGAAAUCCAUGAGUGCACUUGUCCAUGAAUAGUCUGAUAUUGGGAGUUGCCCACAACUUGUACUUUCUGCUGGUUUAGGAAGGGUUUGUACCAAGCCAUAUACAGUAUGAAAGGUGAUGUCCUUCAUAUAUGUCCUACAGAGUUUGCCUCCAAGUCCACUUGGCUGACAUCUUUCUGUUCUAUCCUUAGUAUAUUUGGGAGUUGUACAUGUAGUCAAGAAAUAUGGAGCAUUUUUAUGUUUCUUUCAAUGGCACAAGACCCUUAGACAUAUAUUGAUAUAUACAGACACUAGCAAGUUGAGCUUAGAGAAUGGGCGGAGCUCCAGGGCUGUUUUUAUAUAAUUCCAGGGCCUGGUUCCAAAUAGGAAAGGGUAUCAUUGUCAGCUUCUUGCCCUACUGAUCCUGACUUGCUUUGCCUCUCCACACUCUGCUCGGCCUAUCUGUGUUCGAGGCCCUUGUCAGCUGGCCCUUUUUGGAAUCCACCACAAGGACUGCCCCUUUAAGAUGCUCAAAGCAAAAGAAUCAAGCUUUGUUUCAGAUAAGCCCACAUCUACGAUUCUUCCCCUGAUCUUGGCCUCUGCCCAGGAGAAAAAAAAAAAAUCUACCCCACAGCUAGGGGUAAACACAUUGCUGUUAUUGUAAUUUUACUUUUUUUAAAAGUUGUGUCUGUGUUUUUGUCUUGAAGCUUAAAGCCUUGUUGCUUUCCAGCAAAACAAAAUGGGGAAGGUGAGGGGUGGGGGUUGCAGAAUGGAAUAAACAGCAAGACUGGCUACAGCACUCUAAGUUGUACAUUUUCUAUAAGCCUUCCACUGCCGGAAGGGCCAGCCUUGGCUCACAGGGCCACCGUAGGGCCCCUCCGGCAGGGAGGCGGGGUUUUAAUUUGCAUGUGACAUGAUUCACACUUAUAAAUCAAAAGAAUGAUCUCAAAAAAAAAAAA